CCUCCUUUAUCCUCGUCUUCUCCCCUCUUUUAUCCAAGUGUUCGUGGCCCCCACAUUCUCACAGCGACUCAGAGCCGUGGAGCGUCACAUGCCACUAUGAGUGUCCUCCCAUGCAGUUUCCUCUUCCUCCUCCUCCUCUGCCUCCCCGUCCUAACAGAGGCCAAGCGGCAGCCUGGUCAGGGAAAACCCGACAAACCCCGCCAGCCCCCACCGUCACCGCAACCGGCCAAGAGACCUAGAAACCGCUCAGUGCCUGGCUCCGGAGAUCUGACCACGAAGGAGGGCCAUCGCUGCACUUGGCAGACGUCUGGUGAAGGCCUGGUGAGCCUGAUGGUGAACUGUAGCACUGAGACACUGGGAGACCAGCAGAGGUAUUGGUGUCGGUACGCUGGUAAACCAGACCUUUGCCAGGCCUACGGGGUGAAGUCCAGCCAGUACUGGAAGCAGCUGGUGGGGAAGCUGAAGAAGAGGCAGAACGCCUGCGAAGGAGAAAAAGUCCUGAAAGCCAAAACCUGCAAGAAGUCUCCCACCGAGGCCCACAUGAAGCUCGCCCAACGCAGUGGAGAGGAGGAGAGGAAGGGUGGGAAAGAAGGAGGAAAGAAGAAAGGGCCGCCAGCCAGCAAGAGCUCAAACGGAGGAAAGGCAGAACAGAGGAAGAAGAAGGAAGAGGAGGAAGAAGAGGAGAAGAAGAAGAGGGAGGAGAGGACUGGGUUUGAGGAGGAAGGAUUGGUGAACGACAUGGAGCCGGUGCAGACUUACUGCAGCGAGGGAUGGCACUCUGUCUGCUCGUUCUUUGUCAAGUUUUUUGAGGGUUGACAGGAAUCAUGAUGGAAAUGUAAAGCUCAUCUUUGAUACACGAUGGCGCGAGUUCACAAUCUGACAACUACCUAUAUACAGGGUGUCCACAGGGUUCUAAAAAAGUCUGGCCUUAAAUUGUCUUAAAUGUGAUUUUGACAGGUCUUGAUUGAUUGAUUAGUGGAGUUAAAGCUACAGUAGUAACUUUUUGUCAUAUUUGCUGAAUCUUUCACUAUAUCCUGACAGUAGAACACGAGACAGAUAAUCUGUGAAAAAUCAGCUUCCUCUGGCUCUUCCUAGUGCUAAGAAUUGUAAUAGGAAGAAUCCACGGGCCUGAACGAAAACAACCAAUCAGGGCCAAGAAAGAUAUGUCUCAAGUACUACUGUCAGGAUAAAGUAAACGUUACAGCAAAUAUGACAAAAAGUUUAUUUUUGAUGAAAAUUGCCCAUUGCAGCUUUAACGUUACUUGUAUACAGCUGCAUUUUUCAGUCUCGCUUUUAAAUGUUAAGUGCUGAAUAAUAGGUCUUAAAGUGCAUUCAUAGUGGCCGUAAGAAGAUCUUAAAAGGUCUUAGAUGUAACCUGUUGAAACCUGCAGAAACCCUGUAUAUAAAGCUGUUUUUUUAAUCAUACGGGAGGCACCAGGCAGCUCACUAUUAAAAAUAUUUGGGAUUUUAUUAUCAACUUUGAGCUGCACAAAUAUAAAGCAUAUUCCAUUUUCAAAUAUAACUGAAUAUUUGGAGUCAAAGUUUCAGCUACUUUGGUCAUAAAAUGAAAACUUUGCUAACACGAACUUUUGAUAAAUUAUGACCUUUUCACAAAUGGGGCCCCCAACUGCCUGUCACAAUUCAUUAUAAACGUCCCUCCCAGUCAUCACAAACACUGACAAUCUGCUGAUGUAAAAACAGAUGUUGAACAGAUCAAACGCAUUUUAAUGGAGGAAAACGAACCAACCUGAUUUUAUUUGAGUGCAGUUUGUGUUAAUCGAGUGUAUUUAGCUUUGGGGUGUGUUAUGUCAUAUACAGUUUGUUGUAGUUUGUUUUGCUCUCUAGAAAUGUUAAAUCAGAAGAAACUGAAACAUUGUGCUGUAUAAACUGUGUAAGGUUGCAAGUGUCUGACUAACAAAUAAAACUAACGUGGUGGACAACAAUCAAUCAAUGAUCAUCACUAACGAUGUAUUGCUUACUAGCUGAAUCGAUGUGUUUAACCUUAUUUUUGUGACGUGUAACAAAUAUUUUCUAUGAACUGUAGUGUUUUGUAAGAACAAUCUAGUUACUGUUUGUUGUGGUUUGUGGCAGUUAGACCUGUGCAUCAUUUUUUUUAUAUUUUUAAAAUAAGUUUUAACACUGUCUGGAAUUCUACAAUAAAAAUGCUUAAAAUUAAAAGAA
Molecule: messenger RNA, 2181 nt
Organism: Dicentrarchus labrax (European seabass)
Lineage: Eukaryota; Metazoa; Chordata; Actinopteri; Moronidae
Gene: fgfbp3
Product: fibroblast growth factor binding protein 3
Exons: 3
Coding region: 97-816 (239 amino acids)
Biological process (GO): cell-cell signaling
Molecular function (GO): growth factor binding
Source: RefSeq, a predicted model, not a curated record